AUGUGGAUUGGUAGCACCGUUGGCAUCUUGCUGCGCGUUUUGCUGCAUCUAGCCAAUGCUUCGCAAAUGUUGGAGGAACAUUUAGAGGUCAACAGCCCGAUAACAUCCCAUGUCAGGUUGAAGGAGGGCCUCUUCUUCCUCAAAAACGGCAUCUCGCCUUAUGCAGGGGACACUUGCCAUCAUCCCCCUCUGCUGCUGCUGUUUCUCCAGAUGCUUGAGCAGAUAUCCCCCUGGGCACAUUUCGGCUUCCUGAUCUCUGUCGACGUGGUCACAGCAUUGCUUUUACGGCAGCUAGCUGUUCGCUAUCACCAAGCUCGGCGACAAGCUGGAAGGCCUUGGUCAGAUGCAUCGUUGACUUUGGUCGCCAGCGGCACGAACCUCCCAGCGAUCCAAGUUGCAGAAGGUCUGGAGGAUGUCAUGAGUCCGGCCUUCGUUGGCUUGUUCUAUCUCCUGAACCCCUUGACAGUUUCAAGUUGUGUGGCGCUAUCAGUGCAAAACUUGCAGCAUCUCUUCAUGAUCUUCGCUGUUGUGGCAGCGGGGGCCGGCAGAGGCGGAGCGUCCGCUGCGGGAAUUGCCUUGUCACUGUAUGUUUGUCCCUUUUCACCGGUCUUGCUCGUGUUGCCGUGUGCUUGCCUUGCCUAUAACCAGCAACCUCGCACGCAAAGAGCCAAAGACGACUGCACGGACCGCACAGACCGCAUGGAGUACGAAGCAUUGACUUUGACAAAGGGCAACGUCAUCAACCUUGGCUUCCUCCUCUACAGCGCUUGCUUCGUGGCAGUCGUCUUCGGCUCCUUUGCGUGCCUUCUGGGAGCGUCGGUGGCUGCCAUGGCCGGUGAGCUCCAGUUCUUAGAGGCCGCAUUCUUGUCAGUACUCAGCAUACGCGACCUGACGCCGAAUACUGGCUUUUUCUGGUACUUUUUCAUUGAGGUCUUUCAGCGCUAUUACUUGCUGUUCGUCUUUGCGUUCCACGCCCAUAUUCUUUUCUACCCAGUCCCUCUCCACCUCCGUCUAGGGAGCUAUGCGCCGACAGGGCCCUUCAUCCACUGCAGCGCUGCCAUUGGCAUGAUUGCGAUCUUCAAGCCCUAUCCCACGGCCAGCGACUAUGCGUUGAUGGUGUCGGCCAUGCUCGUUCAAGCGGAGCUCAUCCGAGAGAGCCAGCAGUACUUCGCGUUUCUUCUGAGUGGCGUUAUGUUCGGCCUGUCGAUGGUUCCCACGAUGGUGGCAGUAUGGUUGGGCAGAAAUGCAGGCAAUGCAAACUAUCUGUACAACAUGACACUCGUGGUGAAUGUCUUCGCAUCGCUGACGCUGUCAGAAUGGGUCAAAGCCGGUAUGCGGUUGCGAAAACGGCAAUUCCGCCUGGCCUUCUUUCGUGAGCUUCUCCUUAGUCUGGCUGACGAGGCAACGUUCCGCGUGGCGAUUUCAUGUCGGUGCUAUUGCACGCCUUUCCCGGAGGCGAAGGUGUCUGUUCCAGCUCCCGACAUUAUGGAUGCGGGCAGCACCGUCAGCAUGCAGAGAUUGAGGAAGCUGCCACUGCUGCUGUUCGUGCAUCUCAAGCGCUUUGGAUUUGAGGCAAGAGCUUGGGGUAUUCCCACAUGGAAGAUCGAGGGUGAGGUCGGCCUACCAUCAGAGCGGCUUGACCUUCAAGACUUCGUCCCCAAAAUGUCGUCUCAACACACGGAGUUGCAAUAUGAUCUGUUUGCAGCGGUGGAUCAUGUAGGUUCCUCGCCGUUUUCUGGGCACUACACAGCUUCUUGUCGCCGAGCGGAUGGCUGGUGGCGCUUCGAUGACUCACGCACCGAGUACCUGGGCCGAGCAGGCUGUGAGGCGACCGACAGGAAGGUCAUCGGUUCCUGGAACUACCUCCUCAUGUUCCAGAGGCGCGAUGGGCCUGCAGAUCCAGAGAAAGUGCCGGAGCAAAGCCACCGACACCCGGAGCUGUGGCCGCAUGUGCUGCCGGAUGGAGCGAGAGAGUGGACUUUUCUGAAGAGCUCGACGGGUCAUCGGACAUAG
Symbiodinium sp. CCMP2456 is the source of this 2013-nucleotide messenger RNA. The record is from the annotation of a GenBank genome assembly. NCBI's taxonomy places the organism in Eukaryota, Dinophyceae, Suessiales, Symbiodiniaceae.